ACCCGUCAGCUGUCAAAUAAAACAAAACGUCGCGUUUCUUCGAUCAAGGGCGGCGAGCAACCGAUUCAGCAGAUCACAGACGAGAAAAAAAAAUGGCUAGUGUGAGUGACGAAGAAGUCGCCGUUCCCGAGGAAACAGGCCGUAGAAGUACCCGUUCUAAGAGGGGAAAGACCCCUCAACCGGUCGCGCCGACGCCGACGCGAUCAUCCCGGCGAAAUAAGAAACAGGUGGAACCUGAAGAAGUCGUGGAGAAGUCUGUUGCAGAAGAGGUUGCAGCUGAUUCCGAUGAACCGGACACCAAACAAGUCAUGGAACAGCUGCAAGAUUUGAUUGUCCCGGUACUGGACGGUCAGAACAAGGCAUCCGACGAAAAUAGUUCGACCAAUCUGUUUGAGGAGUUCCAAGUGGACACUAAAUCGUCAUCCGAUAAAGAUGACCCCGCUGUUCCGCCAGAAGAAAGUGUCUUCAUUGCCAACUUGGCAGCCGAGGAAAACGCCAACAGUCUACCCUCGGUAGUUGAUGAAAAUUCCGCCUCCCGGCUCGCUGUCUCUUCGUCCGUGGAUGAUGAUGUUGUACUGAAUGCGCCGGAAGUUGUUCCGGCGGAACCUGAAUCUGCUUUGGUAGAUUUAAACGGUGACAUCACAGACGAAGUGACCGGUAGUAGCGAUAACGCACUGGCCGGGAAUGUCGCCGAAGACUCCAAGAACAUCGACUUGGACGCUGAAGCUAUAUUGGAAGACGAACUACCGCAACCGGUUAAAGAGCAGGUUCACGAUGCAGUAGAAGUUUCCGAUGAUAAAGGCAUGGCGGGCCCAGACCGGGCCGAACUGCCACCCGAGCCGGAAGUCGUUUCCAAAGACGAGUUGCCCAAGCCCGUUCUGGAGCUGCCGACUGGUACGGAUAACGUUUCGCCCGCGCCCGAAAAGGCAGAACUUCCGGAAGAUGCUGACAAUGUUUCGGACGACGAACUGCCAGCGGUCAAGAAAGCGGAACUCCCAGAGGACGCUGACAAUGUUUCCGACGAGGAGCUACCAGCGCCAAAGAAAGCAGAAAUUCCGGAAGACGCCGACAAUGUGUCGGACGAAGAAUUACCAGCGCCCAAGAAAGCAGAAAUUCCGGAAGACGCUGACAAUGUUUCGGACGAAGAGUUGCCAGCGCCCAAGAAAGCCGAACUCCCGGAAGAUGCCGAUAAUGUAUCGGACGAGGAAUUGCCAGCGCCCAAGAAAGCAGAGCUCCCAGAGGAUGCCGACAAUGUUUCUGACGAAGAGUUACCGGUUCCAGCGAAUGCAGAAGUGCCCGAGGAAGCGCAAAAUGUGUCGGAUUCGGAGCUAUCGGCUGUGAAAAAAGCUGAUGUUCCUGCCGAAACGGAGAAGAAACGAAAAGCUUCAGAUGCUGGCGACGAGGGAUCCAGUAAGAAAAAGUCAUCUGGGGAGAAAUCUUCUAAGGGUGACGGAAAGGAGAAGAAGGAAUCGUCCAAACGGAAGUUGGAGAAGGACGAGGAAAAAACAGAUAAAACCGGAGAAGCUCCGGAGAAAAAGACUAAGGUCGACGCUCCCGUCGAGCCUGAAAAGAAAAAACUGCCUGAUUUGGACAAAUACUGGAAGGCGGUCAAUGACGAUUCUACAGAUUUUACUGCCUGGACCUAUCUUCUACAAUACGUUGAUCAAGAAAACGACAUAGAAGCGGCCCGCGAGGCGUACGACGCCUUCCUGGCCCACUAUCCGUACUGCUAUGGCUACUGGCGCAAGUACGCCGACUACGAGAAGCGCAAGGGCAGCAAGCGCAAAUGCGAGGAGGUCUUCGAACGAGGACUGAAGGCGAUCCCCCUGUCGGUGGAUCUGUGGAUCCACUAUCUGGCGCACGUACGGGCCAACAAUACGGACGACGAAACGUUGAUUCGGUCCCAGUUUGAGCGAGCGCUGGCUGCAUGCGGUUUGGAAUUCCGCUCGGAUAAGCUGUGGGAGGCCAAUAUCAAGUGGGAAAGCGAAGGCAAACGCAUUGACCGCGUUGUGGCGCUGUACGAUCGGCUGCUGUCGACACCGACUCAGGGUUAUGCAAAUCACUUCGACCACUUCAAAGAAGUGGCCAAUAACAACCCAGUGCAUAGCUUAGUGAGUACGGAAGAGUUCCUGGAGUUGCGAGCAUACGUGCGUGAAUCCGCACGGAAGCGUAAGGAAGAGAAGGAUAAGAAACGGGCUGGAUCGCAAGACAAAGUCAAAGAAAAAGAGAAAGAAAAGGACAAACAAGAUGACAAUAAGUCGUCCAAAACAUCCAAGGACAAGUCGGACAAACGUGACAAAAGUCAGGAGCCAGAUUCGAAGGAAUCCAAAGAAGAAAAGGAUAAACCAGAAGCAAUGGAAACGGAUGAGCCGCCGAAGGUGACAACCGGUGAGGACGUUAACGAAGAGAAAGAGAACAAGGAACCACCGGCCGAGGAGGAGAAAACAGAAGAGAAAAUGGAAGCUGAGCCGGAGGAGGAAAAAGAAGCCGAUGAUCACGUAAACAGCCCUGAGGAGGCCGAUGCCAUUAAAGAUAAAAUUAUUUCACGGCGCAAGAAGCUACAUAAGGCAACCGUCGCUGCCGUCACCGCUCGGUGGACCUACGAAGAAGGCAUCAAGCGUCCAUAUUUCCACGUGAAACCACUGGAACGGUGCCAGCUCAAGAACUGGAAAGAAUAUCUUGAUUUCGAGAUCGAACAAGGCGACGAAAAGCGUAUUCUGGUGCUUUUCGAGCGUUGCUUGAUCGCUUGUGCUUUGUACGACGACUUUUGGCUCAAGUUGAUCCGCUAUUUGGAUUCUCGGGCCGAAGAACCGGAGGUGGUUCCCCGCAUUAGGGACGCGUACGAACGAGCAUGCACGAUCCACCAUCCGGACAAACCGAGCCUGCACCUGAUGUGGUCCGCUUUCGAGGAGUCUCAGAACAACGUUAACAAGGCGGCCGACAUUCUUGCAAAUUUGGAGAAGGUCAGCCCGAAUCUGAUGCAGGUGGCCUACCGGAGGAUAAAUCUUGAACGACGUCGGGGUGAUUUGGAUAAGUGCGGCCAGCUGUAUCAGACGUAUCUUACGACAGCGAAGAGCAAAACCAUUGCUGGUAAUGUGGUCAUCAAGUACGCCAGGUUCCUCAACAAAAUCAAGAAGGACCACGAGCAGGCCCAUUUGGUACUGAAAAACUACCUGGAGAAGGAUCCCUGCAACACGAGAGUGGCCCUGCAAUUGAUAGAUCUAUCACUGCAGCGGGAAAUUGUCGACGAGAAAGAGGUGUUGGAAAUCAUGGAUCAUUUCAUGGGCCGCGAUGGACUGGAACCGGACCAGAAGGUACUUUUUGCUCAACGCAAAGUGGAGUUUUUGGAGGAUUUCGGCAGUACUGCCAAGGGCUUGCAGGAGGCCCAGAAGGCAUUGCAGACGAUCAUGACCAAAGCGAACGAGGCCAAGAAGAAGAAGGAACAAACACCACCGAAGAAAACAUCCAAGGAAAGUUCCUCCAGCAGCGUUGCUGUUAGUGCGGCUACAUCUGCUAACUAUGCCAGCGGAGGAGGAGGAAGUUACGGCUACAGUGCCAGUUCAGCUCCCUCGUACUAUGGCGCUGCGUCCAGUCAGUACCAAUACGGAGAUAGUUCAUCGUAUGGAUACAGCACCUGGAACCAGCAAUAUUCUCAAUCUGGCUACGGGAGUUACGGUCAGUGGAGUGGUUACGGAAGCUACUACUAAGGGCGUCAAACACACUUCGAGUGCUAGGGAUCAAAAGCAUGGAGUGAGCAAACAGCGAACAUUGGUUUUUAAGAAGCACUGUGGUCCUUUCCUUAAGUUUUACAUUCAUAAACUAUAUAACUUUGUUUUAUAGUGCAGUAGGGUUAGCGAGCACACUUUCCUUUUGUAUGCCUGGAAUCUUAUCUGGACGACAGUCAGAGGUACAUCAUAUGCUAUAUAGGAACUGUAGAAUAUUUGUUUCUCUCCAAAUUUCCGCCGCAGAGACGGAAUUGGACUAAAACUUAAUAUAACUCAACAAAAAGACGAUAACAUUUGUGUUUAAUGAGUGGUGUGGCCGCACGGAAUUCGAGUGGAGCACGCAGAUGCGCAGAAAUAAAACCAUACUUUUGUUUUUAAGAAUUCAACACGUGACAGUUUUUCCGAUGUUUCUCUGGUAUUUGCGAUAUCAUUCAAAAUGGUUCAUUAAACACAAAAAUAAAGCUAACGAUUAUAUCGUGAACUCAA
Molecule: messenger RNA, 4211 nt
Organism: Armigeres subalbatus
Lineage: Eukaryota; Metazoa; Arthropoda; Insecta; Diptera; Culicidae
Gene: Prp39
Product: pre-mRNA-processing factor 39
Biological process (GO): mRNA 5'-splice site recognition; RNA processing
Cellular component (GO): U1 snRNP; commitment complex; U2-type prespliceosome
Molecular function (GO): protein binding; pre-mRNA 5'-splice site binding
Source: RefSeq, a predicted model, not a curated record